Molecule: messenger RNA, 1563 nt
Organism: Plasmodium fragile
Lineage: Eukaryota; Apicomplexa; Aconoidasida; Haemosporida; Plasmodiidae
Exons: 3
Coding region: 1-1563 (520 amino acids)
Cellular component (GO): nuclear proteasome complex; cytoplasm; proteasome regulatory particle, lid subcomplex
Source: RefSeq, a predicted model, not a curated record
AUGCAAAAUAACAGCACAACGGAACCUGGACACAGCGGAGGGAACAACCUUGGCGCCUCAAAUUGGGACGACAGCUACACAGCCAGAUUGUUCACACCCCGCCGUGGAGGACCCGUACAAACGCUAAAAACGAAGAGAAAUUCCCAAAAGAUAAGCCCGAUGGAAGACAGCGCUGCGAAGAUCAUCGGCUGCCAUGACAGCCUUCUGACCGACCCCAGGAUCGCCCAGGACUUCAGCGCGGAGACGGAUGAGCUGCUUGCAGAGGCGGAAAACCUCUUCAAGGUGGGCGACGGAGAACUCGCCAUGGAAAAACUCAUCGCGAUGGAAAAAAAAUGCAGACAAGCAUACGACGGAAGCUCAACCAGCAAAAUUGUUCAAUUCAUUCUGAACAAAUACAAACAAGCAGGGGAUUACAAAAAGAUUAACGAGUACCUAGUCUUCUUUAAUAAAAAAAGAGGACAGCUAAAAAAAACCAUCAUCGACAUGAUCAACCUGUGUAAAAUAUGGAUCCCAGAUGUGGAGAGCAAAGCAGAUAAGCUCAGCUUGAUUAACACCCUCUGCACCAUCAGUGAGGGAAAAAUUUUUGUAGAGGUGGAAAGGUCAGAAAUUGUUAGGGUGCUCUCGAAGAUGAAGGAGGACGACGGGAAUAUUGAAGAAGCUGCAAACAUCCUGCAGGACGUACAAGUAGAAACAUUCAUAUCCAUGGGUAAAAGGGAAAAGACAGAAUACAUACUCGAACAGAUGAGACUCGUCUUGUUGAGGAAAGACUUUAUUAGGUGCCAUGUGAUCAGCCGAAAGAUAAACCCAUCACUGUUGAACGCUCCUGAGUUUGCUGACUUGAAAUUAAAAUACUUUAUGUACAUGAUCGAAUAUCAUAUUAAUGAGGAGGCAUAUGCUGAGGUAGCUAAAUGUUAUGAGGAACGAUUCAACACAGAACCCGUUUUGGCAGACCCAAAUUUGUGGGUAGAAGAAUUAAAAUGCUACAUCAUCUUCUUAGCCCUAUCCCCAUUUGAAGAUCAACAAACAAAACUACCCAACCUACUAAAAACAGAAAAAAAAAAAUUAAAAGAAAUACCCGUCUUCCAAAACAUCGUGGAGGAUUUUAUUAACAUGGAUUUGAUUCAGUGGCCUCUUCCCUACCAGGAUGAACUUCUUAACUUUUACAUUUUCAACGACUCUAAAUUUGUGGGUGGAGAAAACAGAUGGAACCUUUUUAAAAAGAAAGUCAUGCACCACAACAUACACGUAAUUUCAAACUGCUACUGCCAGAUAUCUCUUCUUCGCCUCUCCCAACUGCUCCACGCAUCGGUGGAAGACUCAGAAAGCUUCCUCUCUGAAUUGGUCUCGAACAAAAUAUUGAAUGCCAAGAUAGAUCGGCUACAUGGAAUUAUUAAAUUUGGGCAGAAGAAAAAUCCUGAAGUGUUGCUCAACAGCUGGUCUUCGCAGAUUCAUCAGAUCCUUAACCUCCUCGAGGAGUCCUCGCACCUCAUACAAAAAGAACGAAUGCUCCACGAGGCCAAACUCAAGCGCAUGCAGUUGGAGAGUAAAAAUAUGACUCUGUAA